Columba livia (rock pigeon) is the source of this 7523-nucleotide messenger RNA. It is a transcript of the gene KLHL17, whose product is annotated as kelch like family member 17. The record is from RefSeq and is a predicted model, not a curated record. Gene Ontology annotation, molecular function: protein binding. The coding region runs from base 2484 to 4256 and encodes 590 amino acids. NCBI's taxonomy places the organism in Eukaryota, Metazoa, Chordata, Aves, Columbiformes, Columbidae. The transcript has 13 exons.
CGCUGGGGCACGGCCCUCCCGCCGCCCCGCCCGCUCCACACCGAGGGAGCGUCCCGGGCCCGGCGGCGGGAGGAGGGCGAGCGGGGGGGGAUGACCCGGGGGACCGGCACCCAGAGCAGCGUCUCCAUCACUCCCCAGCGCUACCGGUGGCGUGUCCCCCGCCAAGUUUCGCUGCCGGGGGACAAGGAGCUGGGCGGGAGGAACAACCGGGGCCGUUCCCGGCCGCUGCUCUGCAUCCCGGCAUCUCUCGGUGCGUUUCUGCGCUGAGCGCCGUCUCCUUCCCCGGCCGCUGCCAAGUCCUGGGGCGAUCCCUUCGGUAAAGGAAAAAGCUGCAGCUUUGGAGCUUUGCGCGAUGCUGGGGCCCAGGGCACAGCUGCAGAGAGGUUCUGACCGUUGGUUUUUUGGCUCACCCUUGGUGGAAGCACACGGGCUGUUUGGUACCGUUGGCAGCGGAGUGGGCUGAAGGGCACAGGGAGAAACGUUGCUUUAGGUUUUCUGGCAACUUAGGGAGGAAAAGCAGCUUUUUUUCUCGUCCUCUGCAGUGACCGUUAGGGCAGAGAGCUCUCCUGGAGUGACAGCAUCUCCGCUGGUGGAGCUGGUCCCAGGGAGCAGCAGGCCAGGGCUCAAAGGGAUAGUGACCCUGGGACCUCAGCUUCACCACAGCAAGGAAGAAAUGCAGUGAGUCUCUUUGUAAAGGGAGCCUGCUCUGCUUUGACUUCAAUCGCUGCCCUCUUGGGGUGCUCUCCAUUGCUGGAGACCACAAGGAAGAGGUUAAUUCUGGAGUGAAUCAGCAAUGUGUGGAUAUUUCGGGUGCUUUUGAUCCUGACAGUCUCCAGGUGAGCCAGGCUGAUGCAGGUGACAUUGUCCCUUGGACAGGACACAGCUGAAAUGAACCCCAGAUUGCUACUGGUCUUCCUCCAUAUGGACAACCCAAAGGCAUGAGCUGCAUUUAAGGAUGGGAGAAGGAACGGGGCCUUGACAACAAAACUGGGAUGUCUGUGUGCUGGUGUUUUGCACCCAAGAAGUUCGGGUUUGUUACAAGUUUGCUGUUAGGUGGCUCACUAACACUUCAAUGUGCAAUAGCUUUUUGGUUACGAUCACUACAGUCAAGCAAUCAUCUUUGUGGAAUCUCUCCCUCCUGCAUCCCAAGUUUCUCUCCUGAGCCAUGAGCAUCUGCUGGAAAUGCUUUAUUCAGCAUGGCAGUGAGUAAGACUCUGAAGGAUCUUGGGUGUAAAGAUCUGAGUUUUCUCCCUGAGAACUGACUGAUUUGUGAAUCCCAGCAAGUAGCAUCUAACUCAGAGCAGACCAGGAGCUGGUGAGUGUCAUAGUCACCUGCUACCUUGGCUUGAUUGUCUAGAAUCCAAAUGGAGUUGCUCCUUAGCAUCUUGGAUUGCUAGGAUUGUCCCUUGUGCCUGCUGUCAGCUAAGGUCAGCUUGGUGAGGGUGGCAAUGGGACCUCUUUUCUCUGCCACCCUGUCUGGUGGCCCUUGCUUCCAUCAAUUCUGGUCUUGCUUUGCUGCAUUCCAGGCUCAGCAGCUCAAAAAUCAAACAGCCAUGCUGAAGUCUUGGUGAUGGCUUCUGUAUCUUCUCAGGUGCUGGAGCUUUCUCUCCAAACCCUUAGGCAUGCUGGACUUGGUAGCAAGAGGAGCCUCACCCCUUCUGCCCGGUCUGCUAGAACUGGCUUCAAACUGCGCUGCCUCCUCUAAAGGAUGUGACUCCUCGGGACAGGAAUUUGAACUCCUCCAGCUGAAAUUCCCAGGGUCUGGGACCUGCUGGCCUUGGCAGACCUCAGUGUAGCAGAAAACUCAAGGCCAUUAUGUCACAUGCUCCUCAUAGCUCAGUUUUCACUCCUGUGGCCUGUGCUGCUGCCUGCAAGACGACGUGAGGGAAUUCUCUUAAUUGUUUUCUGGCUUGAAAGCAGGCACAGUGUGAAGCGCUGAGCUCGUUGGGAGGAGGAAACGCAGAUCUGCUUACGUGGUCCCAUAUGUCUCCAUGGCCAACCCACAGGACGACUGAGGCUGUAGGAGGCUUUGUAAGCUGUCCAUAAAGCUGGUGUGGACUGGGCAGCCUGCAAAAGGGAUGAGACCAGAGUGCAGCUGGUGACCUCCUCUAGUGACCUCCUGGUUCGGAGAGUCACCCAUGAGCUGUUCUUCACAGAGCAUCACCAGCAGCAUUGUCCCCUUGCUUAUCCGUCUGUAAAACACCUGCUUGUCACUUUGCAGCCAGCAGAACCCAAGUGCUUUACCCUUCUUUCCUAGUCUCCUGCUGGAGCCACGUCAUGGAGUCAACUUCUCCUCUAGGAGCCAAGCGGUAACUCAUCCUGGGUCUGAGCGCCUUCAUCUCUCUCAUCUGACGUCAGGGCAUUGCUGGGCGGUAACGACCCACUCUGCUCUGGCGCGCUGCCACCUGCUCGAGACACCAUCACCUUGCACAGCGGACAGUGCCGCUGAGAAGGGACAACACACCAUUGACCACCCGGCAGCCAUGGAAGGGGGUGUGCAGCUCCUCAACCGCGAUGGCCACAGCAUCUCCCACAACUCCAAGCGCCACUACCACGACGCCUUUGUCUGCAUGAACCGCAUGCGGCAGCGGGGGCUGCUCUGCGACAUCGUGCUCCAUGUGGGCACCAAGGAGAUCAAGGCCCACAAGGUGGUGCUGGCCUCGUGCAGCCCCUACUUCCACGCCAUGUUCACAAAUGAGAUGAGUGAGAGCCGCCAAACACACGUGACGCUGCACGACAUUGACCCCCAGGCCCUGGAGCAGCUGGUGCAAUACGCGUACACAGCAGAGAUCGUGGUGGGCGAGGGGAACGUGCAGACACUUCUCCCUGCUGCCAGCCUGCUUCAGCUCAAUGGUGUGCGGGACGCUUGCUGCAAGUUCCUGCUCAGCCAGCUGGACCCAUCCAACUGCCUGGGGAUCCGGGGUUUUGCUGACACGCACUCCUGCAGCGACCUCCUCAAGUCUGCGCACAAGUAUGUCCUCCAACACUUCGUGGAGGUGUCCAAGACAGAGGAGUUCAUGUUGCUGCCUCUGAAACAGGUGCUGGACCUCAUUUCUAGUGACAGCCUCAACGUGCCGUCAGAGGAGGAGGUGUACCGGGCUGUGCUCAGCUGGGUCAAGCAUGACGUGGACAGCAGAAGACAGCAUGUCCCCAGGCUCAUGAAGUGCGUGCGGCUGCCCCUGCUGAGCCGGGACUUCCUCAUGAGCAACGUGGACACAGAGCUGCUGGUGCGGCAUCACUCGGAGUGCAAGGACCUGCUGAUCGAAGCCCUCAAGUACCACCUCAUGCCGGAGCAGAGAGGGGUCCUGAGCAACAGCCGGACGAGGCCGCGGCGCUGCGAGGGGGCCAGCACCGUGCUCUUCGCUGUGGGUGGGGGGAGCCUGUUUGCCAUCCACGGGGACUGUGAAGCCUACGACACGCGGACGGAUCGGUGGCACAUGGUGGCCUCCAUGUCGACCCGCCGGGCCAGAGUGGGCGUCGCUGCCAUUGGGAACAAGCUGUACGCCGUGGGCGGCUACGACGGGACCUCUGAUUUGGCCACGGUGGAGUCCUACGACCCUGUCACCAAUUCCUGGCAACCUGAGGUGUCCAUGGGCACCAGGAGGAGCUGCCUGGGUGUAGCAGCACUUCAUGGGCUUCUUUAUGCUGCUGGGGGCUACGAUGGGGCCUCGUGCCUGAACAGCGCAGAGCGGUACGACCCUCUGACGGGCACCUGGACGUCCAUCGCUGCCAUGAGCACCAGGAGACGCUACGUCCGGGUGGCGACACUAGAAGGCAACCUCUAUGCCGUUGGGGGAUACGACAGUUCAUCCCACUUAGCCACAGUAGAAAAAUAUGAACCCCAGGUCAACACCUGGACGCCCAUCGCCAACAUGCUGAGCCGCCGCAGCAGCGCGGGGGUGGCCGUGCUGGAGGGGAUGCUCUAUGUGGCUGGUGGCAAUGAUGGGACCAGCUGCCUUAACUCCGUUGAGCGCUACAACCCCAAAACCAACACGUGGGAGAGCGUGGCACCCAUGAAUAUCCGCAGGAGCACCCACGACCUGGUGGCCAUGGACGGGUGGCUGUACGCGGUGGGUGGCAACGACGGGAGCUCCAGCCUUAAUUCCAUUGAGAAGUACAACCCCCGUACUAACAAGUGGGUGGCAGCCUCCUGCAUGUUCACGCGCCGGAGCAGCGUGGGGGUGGCCGUGCUGGAACUCCUCAACUUCCCACCACCCUCCUCACCCACCCUGUCGGUCUCUUCGACGAGCCUUUGACAAAGGAUCAGGACCUACCUUACCUCAAGGGGACAGGGGCGUCUGGUGGGGCUCUAGGCCAGCGUGGCCAGUCCCACGGGGCAGCCGGUCACUGUAGGAGGAGGACAAAGGUACCGGCUGCUGCCUCCAGCCCCAACACUCCUGUGAACCCCCGGAGCCAUCCCCGUUCUUGGUGCACACAUGGGAUCAAGUACGACUGCAGCAGCUCAAAAUGUGCUUCCUGGGGGAGCACCCUCCUUCUAGGAGGGCGAGGAGAGAGGGUGCUCCCUGCUCUGUUCAGACUCAUCUCACCACUCACCCAAAGGGCGUAUAUUUUCUUUGGGGAGGGGAAAACUUUUAAACCAUUGCUGCUUUUUUUUUGGAUUCACGGGAUCCAGCGGUGCCAUACAUCCGAGCACAGCCAGCUGUGGAGGCUCCAGGAGCCCUGUGGGGUGGCAGAGGUGACAGCGCUCCUCCCAAGGACACGGCCGAAGCCACCGAAGCCACCGCUCCUCUGAAUGUCACUGUAGCCAAACUCUUUACCAAGCCUAUUGUGCACUGUUAAAGACUUUGAGGCCACUGUAUGGUUCUCAAUGGUGUCUAAUUGAUGCCUUAAAAUACACAAACAAAAGAAGCCCAGCUAAGGGACAGGGCCUGGAGGAGGGAGGUUUGGAGACAGAACUGGAUGCAGCAUCCUGAACCCUCCAGCGUUUCCGUGCUCAGCUGGUCCUGUGAGAUCUCAGCCGCCCCUUCCUCUGGGGAGUUCCCAGCCAGGCAGAUGGGUUGAGUGAUCGUGUUUGCGUCCCUGCUGUCGCUGUCCCAGGUUGAAGUGACUCUGCGGCUGCUCUGCACGUGGUCCUGGUUCACCCUUUGGCUGGGAACAGAUCGCCCUGUUUGCUGUUCCUCUCUCUGCAAAGCAGAUUCUGGGUUUAUGGAAAGGUAUCAGUUCUUAAAAAAGAACAGUCCAGCCUUCUAAAUGAGGAAGAUUGCCUGGCAUUACUUUUUUUGGGUGUUAUUUUUUUGCCUUUUUUAAUUUGAAUGCUAAUAUUUUAAUUUUUAAUGAAUUCAUACCCCUUUAUUUUUUACACUACUAUGGUAUUCCCCAUCCCAUCUGUUCCCUUAAAAGGCAGCAGAAGGGAUGCAAUUACGUUUCUCAUUUGUUGAUGAGAUGAUGACUGUGUCCUGGAAGAUGUUCUCUAUAGAUGUGUGGGUGUGUGUGCAUGUGCGAGAUACCGUAUGUGCUGUGCAAACAGCAUGGAAGGGACCAUUUGCAAUUAGUGACUCCCUGGCAAUUAAGCAACUGCUUUAAUUAACUAAAAGUUGAAUAAAUUAGUACUGUAAGUCACAGGCCUGUCCUAGACCCACCUGUGCCGUUGAACCUCUGGGGUGGUGUUUUCAACGCGUGUGUUGUAGGAUGUGUGUAUGAGCCUCAAACUGAGACAUUUUAUCAGGUAUUCUCCACAUUACAGAGGAAUGACUCAACCACUGGUACCUCAAUAGUGUUCUAAUGUAGCAUUGGAAAUAUGGUCUAACUGUUUUGAACUGAUUCCUUUAUCCUUUUCCUCCUGCUCCUUGUCAUUGCUGAUUUACAGAGUUUAGAUUUAAUUUGUGACGGUUAUUUGUUGGCCUCAGUUUUCAAGUGGAUAGAGAUUUCUUCUUUUUCCUUUGGGGUGAGAGUUGAGAUGAGACAGGGACUCCCCAACUUCAGACAAUUUCCACAGCAAUCUGAUUUCUCCCAGACACGUGCCUGUACAUCUUACGAGCCCACUCACAGUGCCUAACGUUGGACACCUGAAAUUACCAGCAGCUUCUGAAAAUCUGGGCUGCUUCUCCCCGCCAGCCUCUUCCCCAAGGACAGUCUGGGCUUCUCAGGCUGAGGAAGCCCUUUUGGCUUUUAGAACAGACUCUAAAUCUGCUUUUCAUUCCUCUCUCCCUUGCCAAGCCCCUGUCGCAGCUCAGCAUCUCUCCCAUUCCUCUGGCUUGCAGAGGACCCUGCAAAUGUCCAGGCUCCGCUUCUGCAGGUCAUCUCUUGGUCAACGUGGCAGUAGGGCUGCCCCAAGUGGGUCACACCAAUCUGUUUUGUUCAAAAUACAUUGGUGAUACCCCUUCUGUUGCAUGCGUGAGCAAGGUCUCAAUCCUUUCCUUCCCAUUCCUAUAAACAACAGCAGGAUUUUAGUCUUCUGCUGGACUCGUAUUAACCAGUGCGUGCAAGGUAGCUCUGGCUCUAGGGUUCUCUUUGAAGGGGCAACGCAGAGCCAGAGCUGAACUGCUGAAGGGAGAAACGGGGCUGAUUUCAAACCAGGAAUGAGUUAUAAUACCAGUGGCUCAGCAUCUGGUCCAGCUGUGGCUGCUGUAGUGUAAAGGGGGGCUGCUGCCUUAGAGGGGGCGGCAGGCAGGCAAAAUCAGAGGGGAACAAGCUAUAGAGCAGAGAGAAUUUUUGUGCCAUGUGCCCUUGGCUUCAGUUUGUAAUCUUUAGCAAUUUAACACUACAAACUGUGUGCGACACUGUCCUGCCCCUUGGGGAUCGGGGAGGUGGGCAGAGUGAUCCUGUCACCCACCAGCUGGGUACUGAGCAAUAUCACCACCCAGCCUGUUCCGCAGAAACCUGGGGAGGAGGGAGCUUUGUGUCUCUGAUGUACUAACUAUGCAGGUGCUCGCUGCUUUCCUGUAAAGGAGAAAGAAGGAAGAAAAGGGCCAAAUAGUUCCCCGCCAGCUUGCGGGGGUCCAGAGCACCACAACCCACACUGUGUGGACACGAGGUGUCAGCAUCUGCCCCGGGACAUCCCAGGGUGGAAUCGCUUCUGGUGCUGCACAUCCCUCGCUGAACAGGAGGCUUCGGAGGGGAUGUGCGUCUGUGUCUGUCUGUCUGUCUGUGCGUAGUACCCUGUCUGAGGGGAGGAGAACUGUCAACUCUGUGUGGCUUCUCUGCCAGUUUUAGUUAGUGGCGUCUCACCUUAAAAUGUUACUCGUGUGAUUUCCCACUUGAGCUUUUUCCCAGUGGAGGAGCAUCCCCGAGCGGGUGGCUCCAGGCUGUGUGUGUUGACAUGUUUUCCACCAGGGACCCCGGUGUCAGUCUGCAGUGAGACAGCAAAGCCAGACUUGGCCUUACUGGUAGGCAGACCCGGUCUACUCCAUGUCAAACCGUUGUCACUUUGAUUUCUCUGUAAGUUAUCUGACUUAUUUAUGUGGAACUCUGUUUCUCCGAAUUUUUUGCACUAUGUGGGAUUGGGGAGGGGAUACAAGCAAUAGAAGCCAACAUGUACAAUAAAGACGUUUUCUUGAAUACUG